AGAAAGGAGCCUGCCAGUUCAGGCAAGUGCUCUUGACCUUUACGCUUAGCGCGUACCUCACCUCCACACGGAUACCCCCCGCCCCACUCCGCAUCCUUUGUGCGGUUCGUAAAUCUAUGGACAGCGGCAUGCCUCGUACGACGGCGCAGGAGGGCGAGGGCGCCUGCCCCACAGGCGACGCGCCAUCCUUGCGAUGUUCCUCUUCGGCAACGUGUCCACAGCACCACCUCAGCGCCACGAGGAGGCAGGGGGGCGACGACACGCACAGUCCUCUUAUGGCCUCAAGCACGUCGUACACCGCCGAUCGGCAGCCAAAAAAGCGAGGUGGCGUCCGCUUCUCCGGUGCACGUCUCGCCGUGCUUCUCAAUUGGUUAUUUUUUUACGUGGUUCUCCUCUUCGUGUCCGCCGUGCUGCCGCGCUGGUGUUGUCUCGCGCCACGGCUGCCUCUUCUCUUCGCCCACGCAACGCCCUUCGGCGCGGCGCUUUCUUUCUCCACCACCGCCUUCACGCCCUCGACGUGCCCGUCGAGCUUCGAUGACAUCAACUCCGCCACGCGGGAAAACUUCGUGAACACCUGCCCCUUCUACGACUUGUACUUCAUCCUCAUCUUUGAAGCACCAGUAGGAGCUGAAACGAGGUCGCACGUGGGUCGUGUACGAGAAAAGGAAGAGGAGGCGGUAGUGUUGUCAGCGAGGAAAGAGACGCUGUUUGCCUCGGCGAACGUGACGGCUCGAUGGAAUGAUUUAAAUGCCCAACGAGCAAUGCCGUCUGCGUCCGUCAACGCCGCCGCCGCCGCGGAGGAGGAGGAGGAGGAGGCGCACUUCUCCAGCGUGUUCAAAGGACCCCGCAACGGCCUUAGCGCCUACUACGAGGUCCUUACGACGGAGGAGUUCUUUUACAUGCUGACGGGCUGCACCAUUGUCGUCGAAGUCGGCUCCGGCGUCGCCCCGGCGUACGCGUACAACUCCUUUCAGGCCUACGUGGAGGGCUUCCGUCUUGACCCGCCAACGGCGCCGAUUGUCGCGGCCGCUCUCGGUACUACCACCACCUCUACCACCACAACAACCACAACAACGGUUGCACCGACGAAAUCAAGCUCCCGCGCGGACGACACACGGGACAGCCACACGGACGCUGUCCGAAUGGUCGAUGACGGGACGCAGACCUCCGACGCUUUCUUCGCGACAGCAACCAGCACAACAGCAGCGCCGCUUCACAAGACCACCGCUUCUGGUGAGGACGAGGUGUACCCCAACAUCUCGUCCAAGACGACCUUCUUUUAUUGGAACCAGCCUCGCCUGCACUGCCUGCUGAACGCGCCGGUGCUGAUGGCCAUGCGUACGCCACAGCAGACUUCAUCCUUAUCACGCAUGGGAGCUGGAGGGAUGACGGCAGCAACACCGACAGCAGCAGCAGCAACAGCAGCACAGCGGCGGCGGCAGUCGCCCCAGCCGGACGGACGCGUCAAUACCGCACGAUCCGCCGGAACGCCAACGGACACGACCGGCGGUUCAGCACAGACGAUGAAGAGUGUGUGGGAGCGACAAGCAGGCGAGCGCCUCGUGGGUGCCCGGCGCCACACCGCUGUGGAGCUACAAGACGCACCACCACAAGGGCCGGUCUCCUCUGCCUAUUCGGACUCCUCCUUUGCGUCCUGUGCACGUUAUCUGCCUCCACCCGCCAAGCUGCUGCCGCCCGUCCCGAUCAGCACGCUCCUCACCGCCAAUUACCUCCAGCUGUCGUCGUCUCUUGUGCUGAAGGUGAUCAGCUACGAUGUAUGGUACCAGCUGAGUCACCCGCCGAGCUCGGCGGCGGAUGCGUGGGUGAGCGCGGCGUCCCUGCUCGAGGCCUACGCGGAUGGCGCCGCACGGAAACGCAGCUACUCAACAGCGUUCCAACGCCUCCGGCGGACAAGGCACGACUCCGCCACCACCACCACUGCAGCAACAGAGGAUGGGGACGUCACGAUGGAGGACGUUGUCAACGCGCGCGAGGACGCGUACGAGUCUCUUGGCUACAACUUAGCCAUCGACCCCGCGCGGGUUUGUGCGGCGCCGGCGCUGUACACCGUCUCGCUCAACGCCCUGCUGGCCCAAGCCUCGUCCUGGAGCCUCGGCACCUCUGGCGACUGGUUGCAGACGAACGUGACGCUGCGCCACCGCUACCCCGCCGCGCGCGCCGUGGUGGUCGUCGCGCAGUGCUCCGGUGUGCCGCUCUCCUUUACCGUUCGUAUCACCUUCACCAACCCGCACGACCGCAUCGGCAGUGGCCAGAACUACUACAUCUCCAUCAUCUACUUCCUCUUCCUCGUGUGCUACGCGAUUCUGGCAGGGACUUUCCUGUUCCUGAUCGUCCCGUGCGGGAAGCGGCGGCGGCGGUGGCGCGAGCGGGAGCUGAAGGAGAAGGACGCGGCGAAGGUGCAGGGGGCGCACGCCGCGGGGGUGAAGAGCGAUCACGCUCGUCGCCACCGACGGCACCGCUUUCGCCGGCACCGCGCCGCAUCACCCGACACAGCGGAAAAGGGAGGAGCAGGGGGAGAGGCGAACGGCGGCGUCAGCGGCAGCAGCGGUGGAAAGACGGCGCACAAAUCGCCCAGGCAGCACAAAGGAACGUCGAGUACGCCAUCUGCAAAGCACCACGACGACUCCGAUGAACCCAUCAACAGCAAGGAGGAAGAAAACAACGACGGCAACAGUGGCGGGCAGCGCACACGCAGCGAGAAGGGCAGCCCGACAACGAAGAAAGUGAAGGCGACGGCGCAGGACAGCGGAGGUGCCGAAGCAGAAAUGUCGUCGCUGCACUCUCUGUAUUCCAACGCCUCGGCCCCCUCGUCCGACGACGUGGCGAUCAACAACAGCAGCAGCAGUGAAGACGGAGAUGACGAGGACAGCACCAGCACCAGCACUCGUAGCAGCAGUAGUAGUAGCAGCAGCAGCAGCAACGAUUACUCCUCUCUCUACUCCGACCUCGACGGCUUUCGGCGACCUCGUGCAACGCCGCUGACGAGCAGCGAUGAUGCGGACAGCGCGUCAGCGGGGGAUGCAAGUGGCGGUGCGCACGGAGCCCCUCAUCAUCACCGGCACAGCCGCUGUGGUCGACACCGACGUCAACGACAGCGACGCUCCCCUUCUCCCUCUAACUCCUCUUCCUCUUCGGCUGCUUCCUUGGCGCGGACACGGCGCAGCAAACCAGCGGAUUUGUUUACGCUGCUGUGCUGCUGGGCUGUUGUGGCGAACCCCGCAGCGAACAGCCACGAUGACGGUAGCAGUCAUCAUCACCCGCAUCAUCAUCGUCAUCACCGCAGGAGUGAGCUACGCCGUCGUCGACCGGUGCACCAACGUUGUCUCCACGCGAUCGCCGCACUCGGCUACGCCGUGUACGCCGGGCUGACGUGCACGGUGAUCGCACCGAUGGAACGGUGGUGGCGCGAGAGCUACAUCUUGAUCAUGUACGCGCCGCUGCAAUGGCUGCUGUUGGUUCUGAUGGCGCUGAAGGUGCUGCUGUGUAUCCUCUACUCCGCCAAGUACUCCUUGAUGGCGGGCUUCUCCAUUGGCGGGGUCACCUCGAACUACUCCCUCUUCGUUGUCUCCGUCAUCUUCGCGAUUACGGUCGACACGCUGGUCAUACCGGUGGAGAUGCUGAUUGGGAUGGGUUGGGGACUCGCCUUCACGUACCCGCUCCCGACGAACCAAAUCGUGAUUGUCUGCCUCGCCACAAUUGGAAUGUUCACCGUGUACAUCUUCCAGGCCACCUGCGACACCGACGGCUACAACCUCGCGCUCACGGCGAACAAGUACGCCAAAGCAGCGAACACGGCGCGGUGUAACUCGGUCACGUAUGCCCGCAUCGCCCUCGAACUCGUCUGUCGGCUGCACAACGUCCUGCGGAUGCUGUUGCUCAUGUUGUGGCUCUCGCGGAGCGUCAUACCGGCUGACGCAGCCGCCGUGCAGCGGCAGCGACGGCUGCAGGAACGGCAGCUACGCCGUCAUCGACGGCAGCAGCUGCACGACGGUCACCGCCGUGACACGAGCGGUGACAACGGAGGGGCUUAUAAAGGUCGAGGCGGCGGUGGCGGUGGUGGUGCUCCUCGGGCCUCAUCCCUCUCCUCCGCCGUAGAAGCAUCCGCAGCAGCUCGGCGGGGCAACGGACUCACAUCCGACCCCCCGCCGCAGCCACCACCGCCGAUUGCCCUCGCACCGCCACCCCGCCUCGACUACCCCAGCGUUGUUCUCCCCGCGAUGGAUGUGUACCUGCGCUAUCGGCGCAUGUGGGUCCCCUUUGGCAUGCUGCUGGUGUGGUACGUCCUGCACAUCGCCUUUGCCUUCUCCUUUUUCCAGCCAGAGGAUUACUACAUGGUGGUGGCCUUCCGCGAAUUCCAGACCUUCUACCUCUUCGCCUUUCUCGUGUUCUUUCUGCGGACCUCCUCGCCGGAGUACUCGUAA
Messenger RNA from Leptomonas pyrrhocoris, 4442 nucleotides. RefSeq lists its product as hypothetical. The record is from RefSeq and is a predicted model, not a curated record. The transcript has a single exon. The coding region runs from base 117 to 4442 and encodes 1441 amino acids. Lineage: Eukaryota; Euglenozoa; Kinetoplastea; Trypanosomatida; Trypanosomatidae.